AUGAAGAUUGCCGUCUGGGGUACCGCCGUUGCGGCUACUAUUGGCGUUUGCCAUAGCCAAACAUGGGACGAUUCGCAUGACCUUGACGACGCCGUGACGACCACCAUCACAAAUACUCAUUAUGUCUGCCCAUGCGCUACUGGCUUCGCUACGGCUCCUUGGAACUCCUACCCAACUUCAUAUACAUCAGGCGAAGCUGAGCUUCAAUGGCAAAAUACGGCACCACCUCAGGGUCCUCAUGCAGCAUAUCCUACAAGCAUUCGGUCAGUCUGGAUCGAUUGGUCACCUAACGGUUCGCUCGUUGCCUGGUUCUUUCUCUUGGCCUUCAAGCAGUCCUGGGAGACACUUCUCUACAUACUCUGUGCCAUCGUCGACAAGUACAAGCUCUUCAAGUACAAGCUCUCCAACCACAAGCUCUCCAACCACCAGCUCUCCAACCACCAGCUCUCCAACCACAAGCUCUUCAACCACAAGCUCUUCGGCCACAAGCUCUUCGACCACAAGCUCUUCAACCACAAGCUCUUCAACCGAAUCCACAACUACAACCGAAACGUUAUCCUCUACGACAACCACUACUACCACGACUACUACUACAACUGCUACUACAACGACCACCCCCACCACGACUACUACAACAACAACGACCUCCAGCUCCACAACAAGUCCUCCACCCUCAUGCGUGAGCGCCGCCUUUGCUUGCAAUCCUAG
This is a messenger RNA of Fonsecaea multimorphosa CBS 102226, 708 nucleotides long. RefSeq lists its product as uncharacterized. The record is from RefSeq and is a predicted model, not a curated record. The transcript has 3 exons. The coding region runs from base 1 to 708 and encodes 235 amino acids. NCBI's taxonomy places the organism in Eukaryota, Fungi, Ascomycota, Eurotiomycetes, Chaetothyriales, Herpotrichiellaceae.